Messenger RNA from Porites evermanni, 2102 nucleotides. NCBI's taxonomy places the organism in Eukaryota, Metazoa, Cnidaria, Anthozoa, Scleractinia, Poritidae. The record is from the annotation of a GenBank genome assembly.
AUGCUGAGAAGAAAACAACUCUUGCAAGACCAGUGCUUCAGGAAACCACAAAACCCUCUUUACAUUGAAGAAGCCGACUUUUCCCGCUUCAUUGUAAUUGAAAAGUUGAGGUUUGUAUUUUGUUUCAUCCCAAAAGUCUCUUGUGCAACUUGGAAAGGAGUUCUUUAUGCUGCAGAAAAUAUGGGAAAAGCUACUGGGUUUAACCCGCACAGAAGAAUACUGUUUAAGUGGCUCAGUGAUUACACCCCUAGUAAAAGAAAAGAAAUUUUAGACAGUUACUACAAGGCCAUGUUUGUUCGUCACCCGUUCGAGAGACUGGCGUCAGCUUACAGAGAUAAAAAGAAAAAAAAGUGGUUCCAACGAUUAAUCUAUCCCGAGAACGAAGAAUUGUGGGAAAAGAUCAAAUUUUCGGCCUUUAUAAGGCGUGAGCUUCUAACUAGAAACAAAACGACUCUUCAAACUAACCAGCACUGGCGUUCAUAUGAGCAGAUUUGCCCAUGUGAAGUGAAAUUCGACUUCAUUGGACACUUUGAAAACUUGUUCGAGGAAGCAGGACGGCUUCUGAACAUAAUUGGUGUCGAUGACUACGUAAAGUUUCCCGAAUAUCGUCCGUCCAAGACACAACCGUACAUGCAGGAAUAUUACUCCGAGCUUACCACAAGCGAGAUAUCGCAGUUGUAUGAAAUCUUUGAGUUGGACUUUAAACUGUUUGGAUACGACAGGCUUCCUGGUCCUUUAUUAAAAGUUAAUAAAAAACACAACAGUGUCAGAGAAAAGUAACCAGGAAACAGGAAGGAUAAAUAGUUCAUUGUUUGUUUGUUUGCUUCCCUCCGAUGCAGCUGUUGCAGGGGCGUAGCCAGGAUUUUCCCUGAAGUACGCACACUUUUCUCAAUCCCUGUCCCCUACCUGACAACGUUUUGAUGCCUUUAUAUCUAGCCGGAUUUAUGAAAACCGUACCAUCGGACUCCUGGUGCCCACACACCUUAAACUGACUGAACUAAAGCAAAUAUCGCCAAGAAACUCAACUCUUACCCAUGGUUCUCUUAAGGUGACUCUCUUCUUGGUUCCUGAUUAGCAAAAGAAACAUUCAAGUCCAUCAAAAGACACUCUAGCUGCUUGAAGGCCCUAAAUGACGGAGGAUGCUUGAGACUUAAUCAAGUUCUAAGCAGAGAAUUCAAGGUUAAAUCACCCCCCCGCCCCCCACCCGACUUCCUCCACCCUCCCCAACCUAGCACGUGCUUGAGGGGAAUGCUUUCAUUGGCCAGUGGGCCUCAAACAUUACAAGAAUUUGACAUGAACAAACUAAAGGCAGACAUGACCACUGCACUGACUCUCCCAGAGCAAGACUAACGGAAGGUACCACGCUAUUGCAGCACCUUCCCCCCGCCUAGGGAUUGACAUGGAGGCCCCUUUCGAACCCAUGGCGAGUUAGCUCAGGGACUGAGCUUGACAGUGAGACCAACCAGGACAGCAAGCCCCCUAUAUUUUUUCUCACCUCAGUGACCAGAAACCUGGCGAUAGCCAGGUUCCUGUGCGAAUAUUCUGGCCCGUUUUGAGGUAUGUUCUCAAAAAUUCUGCUAGAUAUACAUCCACAUUUAGAUUGCAGCUUUCUGCGCAAUUUCCCUGCCUUUUCUCGAAAUAUAUCAGUCAAUCACGCGUCGCUUCCCUGGAAACCGACAUUUGAGUGUAAAAAAGAAACGUCAGUUGUUUAAGAAAAAGAAUAUUUCAGAGAAACAAGCAUAGUUAAAUGAAUUGAUGCAAACUGUACUUUCUAAAUGUAUUUGCUGUUUUCAUAUACUAAUUCGCCUUUUUAUUAAAUAAAAUCAAUACUUUAAUUUUCUUACCCUCGACUUUUCCAGGUAGGCACGUGCGUAUCGUGCGUUCAGACAGCUACUCCCCUGCAAAGCCUUUAUUUCUGGAAGUCAUACAUUACGGUAUUGCUUUUAUUAACUUCCAGACACUAAAAUAAGAUGUUCAUGCUUGGAAAAUAAAGACUAAAAAAAAGCAACGAAUAGUACCAAAAAUCUCUCAUAAUGAUAUUCCCAUGAUUUACUAGUAAUACAUCUGACGACUUUUAUACAUUUCAGUACUGUCUGAUAUAG